Messenger RNA from Aspergillus lentulus, 3081 nucleotides. RefSeq lists its product as uncharacterized. The record is from RefSeq and is a predicted model, not a curated record. Gene Ontology annotation, biological process: nucleoside metabolic process. Gene Ontology annotation, molecular function: ADP binding; ATP hydrolysis activity; protein binding. NCBI's taxonomy places the organism in Eukaryota, Fungi, Ascomycota, Eurotiomycetes, Eurotiales, Aspergillaceae.
AUGGCCUUAACGCACGAUGACUACACAGUCGCGUGGAUAUGCGCCCUCCCGUUGGAGAUGGCAGCGGCAAGCGUCAUGCUGGACAAGACCCAUAAUCUCCUGCCUAAGCCUUCCACUGAUCCGAAUGCAUACGUACUUGGUGAAUUGAACGGCCAUUAUAUCGUGAUUGCCUGUCUGCCAGAUGGCAUAUAUGGAACCAUAUCUGCUUCCACAGUCAUGGCUCACAUGGUCUCAACCUUCCCACGGGUCCAGUUUGGUCUGAUGGUGGGGAUUGGAGGAGGGGUACCCAGUACAAGUAAUGACAUCCGGUUGGGGGAUGUGGUCGUCAGCAAGCCUGUCGGAAGAUACAGUGGAGUGAUCCAAUAUGAUUACGGCAAGGCAGUUCAAGGCGGACAAUUCGAGCCGACAGGCACAUUAAACAAGCCGCCACAGACUCUUCUGACACAUGUGGCUCACCUUGAGUCGAGGGAGAUGAUUAGGAAAGAGGGUGCUAUUUCGACAAUAGUGCGGGAUGUACUGGAUCGAAAUCCUGGCAUGAAAGACCGAUUUUCGCCCCCAAAUCAGCGGUCCGAUUAUCUGUUUCGUUCCUCGUAUCGCCACGUUGACCCAGAAAGCAACUGCGAAAAGUGCGACAAAAACAAAUUAGUCUGCCGACUGCCGCGGACACCCGACACACCUCAUAUCCACUAUGGAUUGAUUGCAUCUGGAGACCAAGUGAUGAAGGACUCUGAAGCUCGAGACCGUCUCGCUCAUCAGCAUGGCAUACUCUGUUUUGAGAUGGAGGCAGCAGGCCUUAUGGACGGGCUUCCGACCCUGGUGAUCCGCGGGAUAUGCGACUACUGCGACUCUCAUAAACAGAAGGAGUGGCAGGGAUAUGCGGCUUUGACAGCAGCUGCCUAUGCGAAAUGGUUGCUGUCGGCCAUGCCCGUCUCUCUCAUGACUCAGGGCUUGACAAAGAACAACUGCAGAAUGGGUCACUAUAUGGUCCCACUGGGAAGGAAUCCGCGAUUCGUUGGUCGUCAGAACGAAUUCACCAGACUGGAAGAGCUAAUUAUGAUGAAAGACGGGCCCAGAAAAGUCGCCAUUACAGGUUUAGGAGGGGUUGGGAAAACGCAAGUGGCCUUGGAGCUCGCAUACCGCAUACGGGAACGAGAUACGGAGUGCUCGAUCUUCUGGCUUGCAUGCACUAGCUAUGAGGUGAUGGAGCAGGCGUACCUGAAUAUCGCGCAGACUGUUGGGCUUCACGAUGUGAAGCCGGCAGAAGUCAAGGAGCAAGUCAAAAGAUACCUCAGCUCCGAGCAGGCCGGGAAGUGGCUUCUGAUCUUUGACAACGCUGAUGACAUGGAGAUGUGGCUGUCAGAUGAUCGCCCAGGUCCAGCUCUUGAGGACUGUCUCCCUCAGAGCGAACAAGGCCGCAUUCUGUUCACCACAAGGAACCGAAAACUUGCCGUGGAGCUAACAUCCUCUAAUAUCAUUCCCAUUCCAGAUGUGGAUGAGGACACCGCAAUAAAAAUUCUCGAGAGGUCACUGGUAGAUACGGGUUUGCUUCAGGAUCAUCCCACAGCAGUUGCUAUUUUGGAGAAACUGGUGUUUCUGCCCUUGGCAAUCACGCAGGCAUCGGCAUACAUUAAUAAAAAUGGCCUGAGCCUGUCCACCUACUCUGCGCUUCUAGAAGAACAUGAACCAGAGGUAGUGGAACUCUUGAGCGAAGACUUCAAAGAUGAAGGGCGAUAUAAGGAUCUCCAGAACCCAGUGAUCACCACAUGGUUAAUCUCAUUCAAACAGAUCCAACGCCAGGACCAACUGGCAGCCGACCUUCUAUCUUUCAUGGCCUGUAUUAAUCCACGAAACAUCCCCCAGUCCCUUCUUCCCAUGCCAAAAUCCAGGAAACGUGGAAUUGAUGCUUUGGGACUUCUGAAUGCAUAUGCAUUUAUCAACAGCCAAGAUACGAGCUUAAACUUACAUAGACUGGUGCAUAUUGCGGCAAGGAACUGGUUGAAAAAGAAUACACUCUUUAGUCACUGGAUCCAGAGAGCCGCUGAUCAGAUGCGCAAGGUGUUCCCAGAUGAUCACCAUACAAAUCGAGGACUCUGGCGAGAAUACCUCCCACACGCCUUAUCCCUUGCAUAUGAGGAUGUAUUCACAGCACAGUGGAAAGAGUAUAUUGAUUUGAUUCAGAAUAUUGCAGAUUGCCUUUUCGAAGAUGGGAGAUGGAAUGAAGCAGAGGUGCUAUACACCGAGCUAAUACGGAUCAAACAGGAGGAAACUGGGCCCAAUCACCCCUCUGCUUUAUCCAGCAUGGCAAACCUAGCAUUAACCUACUGGAAGCAGGGACGAUUAAAUGAAGCUGAGAAGCUUGGGUUGCAAGUAUUGGAGAUGAGGAAGACCAUGCUAGGGGCUGAACAUUCUGAUACUCUCAUGGCCAUGUCGAACCUAGCAUUAACCUACUGGGCGCAGGAACGAUGGGAUGAAGCUGAGAAGCUUGUGUUGCAAGUAUUAGAGAUGAGGAAGACUGUUCUAGGGGCUGAACAUCCUGAUACUCUUAUCAGCAUGGCGCACCUAGCAUCAAUCUACUGGGCGCAGGAAAAAUGGGAUGAAGCUGAGAAGCUUGAGUUACAAGUAUUAGAGAUGAGGAAGAUUGUCCUAGGGGCUGAACAUCCUGACACUCUCGCCGGCAUGCACAACCUGGCCUAUACCUGGAAAUCCCAAGGAAAGCUGCAAGAAGCCUUAGCCCUAGUGGGAAAAUGUUCUGAGCUUCACAAUAAAACAUUGGGGCCUAAUCACCCUGAUGCCAUAUCCUCCUCGCGCGAUCUCAGUGACUGGAAGGACAUCCAUGAUUCAUUACCAAACGAAAGUCCCCCGAUGGCGACCAUCCAACCCGAACGACUACACAAUCUGCCGGAAGUCGCAGCAAAUCAUACAGCUGCUGCGUUGAUCGCUCAGCCACUGUAUGAAGAGCGCGUCAAGUCACCCUAUACGCCAAGACGGUCCGCUGCAAAACUAUUUCUGGGAGAUCAUCCCCUUCUCAUGGCUUCCAGAAGAACCUCAACCGUGCCGGAGGUCAGGACCUGCAAGAAAUAG